Molecule: messenger RNA, 1257 nt
Organism: Lolium perenne
Lineage: Eukaryota; Viridiplantae; Streptophyta; Magnoliopsida; Poales; Poaceae
Source: RefSeq, a predicted model, not a curated record
GUUCUACUUGCUGAGCUGCAUCAAGGAUGUUCCCACCCUUAGAGGGGAUAACUACACAGAAUGGAGGAAGAAGGUGGAUUUCGCCUUCGUCUGUGCUGAGGUGGACUGGGUGGUUGACACACCGCAGCCCAUCAAGCCUACUGACCCCGUCAGAGCUGACGGGGAUACUGAUGAUGCAUGGGCUAAAAAGAAUAGGGACCAUGUUCCUGUGGAGAUGUCCUACACUCUAGAGAACAGAAAGUGGCAGACUGCCCAACAAAAAGUGCAUGGCAUUUAUAAAGAAUACAAUUGAGAACGCCAUUGUGGGCUCAAUUACAGAGUGUGCUUCCGCUGGGGAGUACCUAGAAAAGAUAAAGAGCCAGUUCACUGGUUCUUCAAAGACAUAUGCAACCCAGCUGUUGAAGCAGCUGGUGACAGAAAAGUAUACUGGAGGUGCACAUGGCAUCAGGGAGCACAUCCUCAGGAUGAGCAACCUGGCUGCAAAGCUGAAGCCCAUGGAUGCUGACCUGGAGCUAAAGCCUGCACUUCUGGUUCACUUGGUGAUGGCUUCAUUGCCACAACAGUUUGACUACUUUGUCAUCAAUUACAACAUGAGUCCUAAGAAAUGGGACAUUGAAAAGACCAUUGCCAUGUGUGUGCAAGAGAAGGACAGACUCAAGGCACAAAAUGGAGGUACCAUCAAUUAUGUGAAGGACAAUAAGAAAAAGGCCCUUCACACCAAGCAACAAUGGUUCUCCUUCAAAGCCAUAUGCAAAAGCCCCAAUGCAGCAUCAGAAGUUCCAGCACAGGCAACUGCCAGUGAACAAAGAUCAGUGCCUUCAUUGUCAGAAGACUGGGCACUACAAGAAAGACUGUCCAGAUUGGCUGAAAGAAUUAAUGGCAAAGAAAGGGAUUCCAUUCGACGAGGACUAUGAAAAGAGGCGAAGGAUGCGUUGAAGUCGCGAAUGGAAUUCAAGCAGAAGUUGAAGCUGUUGGCGACGUCCUCUUGGAGCUAGCUGAUGGCUUGACUAUUCUGCUUAGAGAUGUCUUAUUUGUUCCUUCCAUACAUAGAAAUUUAAUAAGUGUAUCGCGCUUAGAUAAAGACAGUUAUCAAUGUUAUUUUGGACAUGGCAAAUGUGCCAUAUGGUGUAAUAAUUCUUAUGUUGGGGUUGCUAUACUCCAUGAUGAGCUUUAUUUAUUGUCCUUGCGUGAAAAAGUAUUGUCUGUGUGUAAAGUGAAUGAACAAAUACCCUCGUCGGAAAAAGAAGGAAAGAAAAG